This is a messenger RNA of Camelina sativa (false flax), 786 nucleotides long. Lineage: Eukaryota; Viridiplantae; Streptophyta; Magnoliopsida; Brassicales; Brassicaceae. The record is from RefSeq and is a predicted model, not a curated record.
AUGGGUUGGUUUUAUCUCGGCUGUAAGAAAUGUAGCAAAAAAGUGGAAGGAAACAAAAAGAAGGAGACUUCUUUCCUGACAAAACCAAGAAAGCCAACUUUCUGGUGUCCUAAGUGCAAUCUGAACAUCACACAAGUCGUACCAAGGUUCAAGUUACAUGUGAGUGUCAUAGAUCAGACAGGAGAAAUGAAGUGUAUGCUGUUUGAUGGUUCAGCUUCUGAGAUCGUUGGACAAACUGCUCAUGACCUACUUGAUGGUGUUUAUGAUGAUGAUCUACAGGAUCCAUCCAAUCUACCCCUUGCUCUGAAGAAUUUGGUUGGGAAGACAUUUCAGCUUCUGGUGUUAGUUGAAAUUGACAACCUUUAUGGUGGCAAUGAGACAUACCGAGUUGGAAAGAUUUGGCCAGGAACAGAAGGGGUGAAGAUAGAUGACCUUGAUGAUUCAGAGGGACAAGGCAACCCAUCUCAAAUCAUUUCCGGUGAUCAGGAUAUUUUGUUGCUUACCAAUAGUAGUGAAACAUCUGCUUCUGAUUUCUCUACUCCAUCAUCAAAGAGGGUUAGAGAAAACGAUGAAGGAAACUCAACUAAUAAGAAGAUCAUGGGUAAGUCAAUCAUGUUUGAAAAACAAGAUGAGAAGGUGAUGAAACUGAAGGCAGUCAAACUGGAGAAAAUUGAGGAACAGAAGGGAGUGAAGAUUGUGAAAACGGAAGGUGGAAAACCAAAUGAGAAUCUCUCUCAUGAGGUGGACAAUGGAGAUACCAAAGAAUCAGAAUAUGCAGCGAACUGA